This is a messenger RNA of Python bivittatus (Burmese python), 3278 nucleotides long. The record is from RefSeq and is a predicted model, not a curated record. NCBI's taxonomy places the organism in Eukaryota, Metazoa, Chordata, Lepidosauria, Squamata, Pythonidae.
CUGGAAUACCUGGAAAAUAAAGAAAUCUAGUUCCAGCGGCUUAUCCCAGCAAAGUUGCUUGUUUUGCCCAGCAUCCACCAUCCCUCUUCUACCCAUGUUUCUUGGAUGUCCUUGGAUAAUGAUCCAAGGAGCUAACCAGAAUUAAAGUUUUUUCCUUUUCUCUGUGCUGGAAUGGAAGUCAUAAUGGCACCCUUCUCCAAACAGCAUCUUCCAGAUGCCUUGCAACUCUACCUAGGGAGUUGCAGUCCUAACACCAAGUUGCCCACCAAGUUAGGGCAAGCGGUUGUAGACCUUGCCGGGAGAUGCCUCAGGAAAAGGGGCUUCCAUACAGAAUCUGGCUUCCCCUCCAGGUCACUGAGAUCAGCAACGUGAAAUGUAUCACAAGGCUGCCCAAGGAGACCAAGCGACAAGCUGUGGCCAUCAUAUUUAUGGAUGACUCAGCUCGGACGUUCACCUGUGAAUCAGAGCUGGAAGCAGAGGAAUGGUACAAAACACUGUCCGUUGAAUGCCUGGGGGCACGGCUCAAUGACAUCAGCCUUGGUGAGCCGGAUCUGCUGGCACCUGGAGUGCAGUGUGAGCAAACUGACCGGUUUAAUGUCUUCCUCCUGCCAUGCCCCAAUCUGGAUAUCUAUGGCGAAUGCAAGUUGCAGAUCACCCAUGAAAACAUUUACCUCUGGGAUAUGCACAAUCCCCGUGUCAAGCUUGUUUCUUGGCCUUUGUGUUCCCUGCGUCGCUAUGGACGAGAUGCCACGCGGUUCACCUUUGAAGCUGGCCGCAGGAUGUGUGACGCUGGCGAAGGGCUGUACACCUUUCAGACCCAGGAGGGCGAGCAGAUCUACCAGAGAGUGCACAGCGCCACCUUGGCCAUUGCCGAGCAGCACAAGCGCGUCCUGAUGGAGAUGGAGAAGAACGUGAGAUUGUUGAACAAGGGGACAGAGCAUUACUCCUAUCCCUGCACACCUACCACCAUGUUGCCACGCAGUGCUUACUGGCAUCACAUUACUGGCUCACAGAACAUUGCCGAGUCUUCCAGUUAUGGGGGCGACACAUACUCUGGCCCCCAGGCCAGCUCAGAGACUGAUCUCUUGAACCGUUUGAUCUUACUGAAGCCAAAUGCUUCCAAGAAUGGGAAAAGUGACGGCAAAGAGCCCAGCUCAGCUACCCAGUGAGGCAGCUCAGUACCGAGAGCGGAAGGCUGUGGGGAUGCCAUCUCAGGCCAAGAAACCGAGGAUUGUUCUCCUGCUCCAGUCCUUCCAUGAAAGGCCCAGGGACAACAUUUUGCUGCAGGGAAAAGGCACAGGCUUUGCCCUGGGGUGGCUCUGACGAGAACGUUCUAGACCCAGGACCGGUGGACGGUCAGGCCAACCAGCCCUGCUGGGCCCAGGAUGCGGGCAGGCAUCUAGAUCUACGGAAGAGGACUAGCUAUAUAUUAUUACAACUAUUUUCAAUAUAUCAUAUUGUUUAUGCAUAUCCUAUAUAUCAAGAGAGGGUUCUCACGUGAAUGCACAUCUCUUCGCCAUCAAGGCAAGAAUUUUAAACGGUCAGAGGGAGGGCUCGAUCCAGGGGGUGUCUUCCUUCCUUUCACAGGAACAGUACCUUGGAUGGGGCCGAAUGAAGUCUUCCCACGCCGCAGCGGGGAGCCGAAGGAUGGACUGAGGGGGUUUGUUGGGCUGUGAGGGGGCAGCCGGCUCAGGCUCCCCGGAGCACGUUGGCAUGCAGAUCAGCAGAGCAGCCUCAGUCCUCAGCAGAUCCUUGCUGCAGACAUAAACCAGGUCUUCUGGAGGCCAAAAAUAAACCUGUCCUUGGCACACCGACCCUACGCGGAAAGCAGGAGGCCCAUAAUAACAAAAGACAUCCUCGGGGACGUUUGCAAUUUCUCCGCCUGCCCUUCUUUGAAAUGCAGCUUACGCGCCAGUGCAUCCUCACAGACCCUUAAACUGACCCUGGAGAAGCUGGCUUCCCCUCCAGGCUGCCACCGUAGCACAAGUUUCCUUCCCGCUGUGCUCUCGCCAUGAGGCUGCCAGCUCAGGGCGGGGGGGCACUGAGGCCUUUGUGGAGCUGGUUCUGUUUCCUGUGCCCAAGAGCUGUUCCUUGGGGUUAAUUGGUGAUGGGUCAUUAGCUGUGCGGGCUGGCAAGAUGACCCUCCCUUUCCAGUGUGGGUGCUGUAUUGUAGAUCCGUUCACACGAGCCACAGUCCCAGGCUGUUCCCAAAGGGAAGAGACAUCGGCUGGUUUCACCCCAAACAUUGUUUGAUUUGGGCUUAGUGUGUGGUGUGAAUCCAGCCACCGUGGUUUGCAAAGCGGGGUUUAGGGCUUAGCAUGUGAACUCAGUCCCUUGUGGUUUACUCAACCAACCGUGGUUAAAGCAAACCAUUGCCUCAGCACAAUGCAGAAGCCGGUUAUUGUGAAAGGGGAUGCAGGGAGACCUUGGGGGCAGCCUCCUUUAGCAGAGGGUGGUUGGAAGAUUUCUUGUUACAUUCCAGUUGGAAAGUUUUGCCUCUCCUGAAGUCUGUCUCCUACCUCUACUCCCAACAAAGCACCCCCAAGGCCAGGCCAAGCUUCCAGUGGGGGCUUGUGCUGACGGCUCCCUCCUUUCUCUAUCCUCAAGGCCAAUCAAGCUGUGGGCCCACCAGUCAGUCCAAGCCUUCUUUGACUGGCAGAGACAAUCAAUUGCUCGCAAGACCUUCGCUUCCAGAAGGCCUCCUGCUCCAAUCCCCUGCUUCUUCCUCUCUUCUGGACAGUGCUAAAGGGUUGCCUGCUUUUAGACGGGCACCUUGACAGUGGCUUGAUCUUCAGGCAGGAGCAGUGGAAGAAGCUGUCUUUCAGUGCUUGGUCAGACUCCGCUUUCCUUCUCGAAAAGGCUCUCCUGGGGACACAGCCCAGCCUUCUCCCCACAUCCCACCCACUGCCUCGUGUCCCAGUUGGUGCAGUUGGUCAUGGCAGUCUCGCUCAAGCCGGUGCCCUCCAGAUGUACUGCUCCAAAUCCCAUAAUCACUAGCCAGCACAGCCAAGGGAUGAUGUGAUCUGAAGCCCCGAUAUAUUUGGAGACCACCAGCUUGUGAAGGGCCAUCUUGGUGAAACGCUUCCAUGGAGCACCUGGAUUUCCUAUGCUGAACUUUUUUUAAAACAAAAAAAAAGCAAUUGGUUUUCUAGUUUUACUAUUUAUUGAAUAACUUUUAGAAGGGCUAUCUUUUUAUAGUCGUACAAUUGGUAGUGUUGUUUUCGUGUUCUUUACUUUGUUCCUUUCUUUUUCUCUUUCAAUAAUGCUGGAGAUAUUCA